AUGGCCCAACCCCACUCUUACUAUCCAGUGGGGGUCGAGAUCCCCAACUACGUCCCCAAUGAAUGGUCGACUCUCACUCUGGUCUCGACCUUUGCUGCUGCCUGCGUGAUUGUUCUGGCCGUGACAUACUCUCUCGCGACAAAGACCAAUCCACGAAUCUCGAAAUCAGAACUUUCCAAGGUCUUCUGGUUCGCGCUAUGCGGCUCGAUCCACAGCAUCCUAGAAGGCUACUACGCACGCAACUUCUCCACCCUUCCAGGUGAACAAACGCUCCUCGCCCAGCUCUGGAAGGAAUACUCCAUGUCGGACUCGCGCUACCUAACCAACAAUUCGUUCGUGAUGGUGAUGGAAGCCAUCACCGCGAUAUGCUGGGGCCCGGCCUCGUUCUUUCUCGCAUACUUUAUUGUCACGGAGAAUGCAUUCCGGCACCCGCUGCAGAUUAUCAUCUCCCUGGGCCAGCUGUACGGCGAUGUCUUGUACUACGGGACAUGCGCGUUCGAGUUCCUGGUGUAUGGGCUGGAGUUUUCGAGGCCCGAGGGGUAUUACUUUUAUGGGUAUUUUGUGUUUCUGAAUGCGUUUUGGAUUGCUAUUCCGACGUUGCUUAUCAUUGACAGCGUCAAGGCCAGCGCGAGGGCUUUUGCGGACUUGAAGAAGGUGAAAGCUGCUGGAAUCACGGUGAAUGGGACGGUGAAGAAGACUCUGUGA
This is a messenger RNA of Aspergillus calidoustus, 705 nucleotides long. NCBI's taxonomy places the organism in Eukaryota, Fungi, Ascomycota, Eurotiomycetes, Eurotiales, Aspergillaceae. The record is from the annotation of a GenBank genome assembly.